AAAAAAAGUUAUUCCAUUUCUGAUUGCUUCCAUAGGUUGAGUUAUUUGAAUGGCGUGGUGAAGACCUCAGUUCAAAGAAGGAUGGAGGGAUAAUUCGAAGAAUUAUGGCUGAAGGAGAAGGUUAUCAGACACCAAAUGAUGGCGCAAUUGUCGAUGUACAUGUGGUUGGCAAGGUGAAUGGCACUUUGUUUGACGACAGAGAAGUACAGUUCCCAUUGGGUGAGGGAACAGAACACAACAUUCCAGAAGGUCUUGAAAGGGCUUUAGAAAGAUUUAAAAAAGGUGAAAAGUCUACAAUCAAAUUGGCACCAAAGUAUGCAUUUGGGUCAGCUGGCAACCCAGAUCUGAAUGUACCACCUGGGGCAUCUUUAGAGUAUGAGGUUGAGUUACGCAGUUUUGAAAAGGCAAAAGAAUCUUGGGAAAUGGACCAAGAAGAGAAAAUUGAGCAGGCAAAGGUGUGUAAGGAACGAGGAACAACAUUUUUCAAGCAGAAUAAAUAUCGACUAGCAGUUAAACAGUACAAGAAGAUUAUUGAUCUUCUACAGUAUGAUUCAGGUGAGUUUGCUUCAUUAGUUAUAUACCAGUCUCUUAUGCAUGCAAGAGGCAUAAAACCCAUUUUUAUUUAA
Penaeus monodon (black tiger shrimp) is the source of this 626-nucleotide messenger RNA. Its product is annotated as peptidyl-prolyl cis-trans isomerase FKBP4-like. Lineage: Eukaryota; Metazoa; Arthropoda; Malacostraca; Decapoda; Penaeidae. Bases 105 to 626 code for a protein of 173 amino acids. The record is from RefSeq and is a predicted model, not a curated record. Gene Ontology annotation, molecular function: protein binding; peptidyl-prolyl cis-trans isomerase activity. The transcript is spliced from 3 exons.